Molecule: messenger RNA, 2262 nt
Organism: Sipha flava (yellow sugarcane aphid)
Lineage: Eukaryota; Metazoa; Arthropoda; Insecta; Hemiptera; Aphididae
Exons: 1
Coding region: 1-2262 (753 amino acids)
Source: RefSeq, a predicted model, not a curated record
AUGUCGAGCGAUGAUCAAGCGCGGGCCAAUAGGCUGAAACGUCGUUGCGAAAUCAGACGCAUGAAUUGUGUGAACAAGAUACGCGCAGUUUAUGAUUUGGCUGUCCGUAGUGCCGCAGAUUCGACCGUUGUGCCUCAGCUAUUGGUUUUAGUAGAUACACUUGAUCAGUUGAUGUUGUCAUUCAAUACCGAAGACGAAGCAUUAUUAAAUCAAUUAAUUGAUAUGGAACUAGAUGCUGAGUAUCCCGACAGGGAGUGUGUCGAAAUGCUCGAAAUGGUUUCAUUCGCGCAAGCGACCGCGAAUCGGUUAAUGCAGUAUUGUGCACCUCAAACAAUCUUGUCUGUACACGGCGGUUCACAGGUGUCCUUGAAUAAUGUCGACGUGAAUGAGCCCCAAACGAACGUGCAUGCGUCUAAUGGCGCCGGGGCCGGUGAUGGUAGUCCAGGGGGUGUCCAAUCAAAUAAUGCGGGUUCUCUAAGGUCUAACAGCGUCCAGGUCAUCAAGCCUACCCGUUUACCGGAAAUUCCGUUGCCCACAUUUUACGGCGACAUUUAUAAGUGGAUUUCAUUUCGAGAUCGGUUUGCGGCCAUGGUGGAUCGACGAUCAACGUUAUCCGACAUUGAGAAGUUUUAUUACCUGGUGGGAUGCUGUAAAGGGGACGCGUUAGACGCCAUUCGGGGCAUACCUGUGGCUGACCACAAUUAUAAGCUGGCGUGGUCCACGCUUAAGGAGAGAUUUGAUAAACCGCGUCUGGUAGCAUGUUCAUUAAUUGAAAGAUUGUUAAGCGCACCGCGAGCCUCUUCUGAAACUUUAGCUGAACUAAACAAAUUAUUGGUAAUUUUCGAUGAAGGUGUGUCAGUGCUCAAAUCUAUGGAAAUCCCCAACCUAGGUGAUUUCAUAUUGUUUUCCAUAGCGUCACGUUGUUUGCCCACCUCCAGUAUCAAGCUAUUUGAAGCUCAAUUAGCCAAUGGGUUUCCCACAGUACAAGAUUUGUUAAAAUUUGUAAAGUCGCGCGUGGCCAUAUUGGAGUGCAUCCCGCGAGAGCCUACAUCGAAGCAAAUUAAUGAGUUAAAAAACCAUAAGGGUGCGUCAUAUAGUGUGAAGAAGCCGCCGAUUCAUUCUUCCAUGGUUGCAAGUAGCAACCCAUCACAGGCGUCCCAGUCGUGUAUAUGUUGCAAGGGUACUCAUGUCCUGGCUUCAUGUCCCAAGUUCAAGAGUUGGACACUUGAAACACGUAGCAAUUGGGCACGGGACCAACGUAUAUGUUUCCGAUGUCUACGUACAGGACACUGGGUGUCCCGGUGCAAAUCUUCAAUUGUAUGCGGUCAAUGCUCUCGACGCCAUCACUCACUGUUACAUCCUGCUUCCUCUUCCGGGCGUCCCAGAGAAGAGAACACUUCAAAUGCAGAGCAAAUGGACUUACCCACCACAUCGUCACUUCUUAGUCAGAAUACGUCGCCAUCAGUCAUUCUUGGGACAGCCCUCAUACACAUGCCUGACAGUACUGGCGUAUUGCAUACGGUAAGAGCGUUAAUUGACUCAGCAUCACAGAUCAGCGCUAUUACUGCUGAAUGCUCGAAUCGUUUGGGACUUCGGAUAAAGAAGUGGACGGUACCUGUGUCUGGUAUUGGUGGUGUCUCCGUACCAAACGUCUUGGGGAUUGUCCAAUGUAGAGCACAACCAAGGUUUUCUCCAGACCCUGUCUUUAACUUCGAGGCGUGGGUGUUCUCGACCAUAACCACUGAUAUGCCGCGACACCCGUUGACAAAGUCACUGGUUGACAAAUACAAGCACCUAGCGUUGGCGGAUCCGUCGUUUGCCAUACCAGGUAGCAUUGACGUACUUCUAGGAGCGGACCUUUUUUCCGAAAUCUUAAAUGGCAAACGCGUGUCGGUAGGCAGUUCAUAUCCAGCAGCCUUUGGUACCGUUUUUGGAUGGACAAUUAUUGGAGCUGCCCCACACACAAUUUCCCACUGGCCGGUUUCAUGCCCUACGUCGCUUACUGUGUCAUGUGAAACCCUGUUACAUAAGUUUUGGGAAAUCGAAGAACCAGACACGGCCCCGGAGGAGUUCACUACAACGGGUCAAUGUGAGUCGAUGUUUCAAAGGGGAUGUGUACGAGUAAAUUCUGGAAGAUAUAGUGUCCCUCUUCUUUUUCGCCAACCCACCCCUCAGGUCAAUUUUACCGGUUCAAGAGCGGUAGCUACAAAACGGUUUGGACAGUUAGAGAAAAAAACUCAUGUCGGAUCAGCGCCUCCGUAG